AGACGAAGAAGCUGUACAUAUUUAAGUACGAGUAGGCUCUUCAAUACUCAUAAGCAUUUUAUCUUCAUUGGGCUUUUCUUCUCUGACGCGACCGAUCACUUCAUUAUGGUCGCUUCUCUACCUUUCAAGCUUGUCAACAAUAGCAACUCGAGCAAUGUCUGGGCAUAUGUAACAGGUAUCAACAUUGCUGAUGGUAGACGUGUACUGUUACAAGCAGAUGGCAAGACACCAUACUAUCCGGAGAACCCACCUGCCAUUGGAUCACCUCUGGCAAAAGACUGUGCCAUCCCACUCGGCAAGCCGGGAAACUCUGUCACUGCCACUGUCCCUCAAAUUGCCGGUGGGCGUGUCUGGUUCUCAAUUGACAGCAAGCUCAAUUUCUUGCUCAACCCUGGGCCAGCUCUCGUCGAGCCUUCUGUGCUCAAUCCGAGUGACCCGAAUGCAAAGGUCAACUUUGGCUUCUGUGAGUUCACGCUCAAUGAUGCUCAAUUGUACGCCAACAUUAGCUACGUCGAUUUCGUGUCAAAUGUUCCCAUUGCUAUCACCCUUCAAAACUCAGCUGGCGCAAUUCAGCACGUGUCUGGUAUGCAAGCAGAUGGACUCAACAAGGUGUGCGAUGAUCUCAAGGCUCAAGCACAGAAGGACGGAAAGCCAUGGGACAAACUGAUCGUUCAGGAAAAUGGACAAAACUUCCGUGUACUCAAUCCUUCCCAUGGAGAUGCUGUUGGAGCAAACUUCGCUGGCUACUACGAACCAUACGUCGACCAAGUCUGGCAAUACUACAGCUCAGACAACAGGGCAUUUACCCUCGAUACGCAAGCUGGCCCAGGAAAGCUGCAAGGAAAGGUUGUCAACAACCAGCUAGUCAUCGGUGAAGAGGCGUUCCAAAAGCCAAACACGGCGGACAUUUUCGGCUGCAACAGUGGUCCUUUUACCACUGGACCUAACGGCACUCGCAAUGCGAUCAUUCCUCGUCUGGCCGCUGGAUUCAUCCGCACCACAUUGGUGACCCAAACUCAACAGCCCUCGGAUCCUUCCACUUAUUACUUGACCGAUCCUACAAACCAUUAUUGUCGCAUCGUACACGAGCGCAAUCUCGACAAGAAGGGAUAUGGAUUCGCAUACGAUGAUGUGCAGCCCGAGGGUGGAGCGGAUCAGUCUGGCAAGGUGAACGACGGCGCACCUGCUCUGUUCACAAUUGCUGUGGGAGGCAACAGAGUCUAUGCUGGAGACACAGCUCCUGCCACCACCAGUGAAGCAGUCGAAGAACAGUCGGAACCUGCUCCAGGUGCUGAAGCAGCUGCUGCUCCUCAAGAAAACGGACAGCAACAGCCGAUGCAAGAGAGUCGUCCCCCAAUCCCACAGAGGAAGAGUAGUGGACUCCGCGGAAAACUAAGUGGCUGGAAGAAGAAGUUCAUGCAGUAGGCAUGUUGAAAGAUGAUUCUGUGAGCUGGCAGCUUUCCUUUUGUUUAUACCACAUUUUUGUACAGAUUGCAUACUUUUAGUCAUUAUGAAACAUAGCUUUGAUGUUAUUGAUGUC
Molecule: messenger RNA, 1540 nt
Organism: Aureobasidium pullulans EXF-150
Lineage: Eukaryota; Fungi; Ascomycota; Dothideomycetes; Dothideales; Saccotheciaceae
Product: glucanase b
Exons: 1
Coding region: 106-1425 (439 amino acids)
Source: RefSeq, a predicted model, not a curated record